UCAAAUCGAAAUAAACCGAACCAAAUCAAAUCAGAUGGCUCUUUAUGGAAAGCUACAAUACUGGGAGGAGCGCUACACUCACUCUGGGUAAGACGAAUAACAAGUGACUAGUACUGCAUAAACGAGUGCAGUACAUUACUUACGAAGUCUGAAUACAGACUAUUGCCUUGCUCGGUUUUCUUACAAUCUAUCGUUUCUCACAUUGCUUUCGUGCAGCGAUGUUGGCACAUAUGACUGGUACCAAACCUAUGGAAGCUUGCGCCAUCUAUUCGAAGCCGCCCCCGAUACUUCCAACGGCCUGCCUGACGAUUUCCCGCCACGUGAAAAAUGCCACGUUUUGGUUCUCGGCUGUGGAAAUUCUACAUUUGGAGAAGACAUGCAAAGCGAUGGAUGGCUGGGUGAAAUCGUAAGCAUAGACUUUUCCACCGUGGUGAUCGACCAAAUGGAAAAGAGGUACCGGAGGAAAGAAAACGAACGGAAGGGAAAGCAACAGCAACAAUUUUUCGCUCCGGGGAGUAUGCGAUUCGUGUGUGCUGAUAUCACGGAGGGGCUGCCUUUUUGCGACAAUGAGUUUGAUCUGGUUGUCUGCAAGGGAACCUUUGACGCAAUCCUAUGCAGCAGUGGAUCGGUGAACCAUGCCAAGCGGUUGGUAGCCGAGUGCGAACGCGUCCUAGCGAAAGGGCACGGCUGUUUCUUCCUCUGUAGCUACGGCAGCCCCGACAACCGGCUCGUGUUUUUGGAGCACCAAAACGAUCCCUCUUACUAUUGGGAGAACAUUGGCGUUCACCCCGUGGCCAGGAAGAACCAAAGGUAGGUGGCGUGGCAUUUGUUUUUCUCUUUGUUCAUGUGUUUUGGCGAGAUGGAACUAGACUAUGCCACAACGUAUGGUUGUCACAUAUUCGAACCGCCAGCUAAAUAUCGUAUCUUGCUUUGUGUCCACCCCGAAAGAAACGACUACGUCUACAUUUGCAGAAAAAAAGAGACUAACGCUUCCGAAAACGUCGUUUCGCGGCCUUUGGUUGUUGUGACGAACGAGGAGAACAUGGAACUCCCAGCGGGAGAGCCCAGUAGAGAGCCACAAAUCGCAAGGUCCGAAGCCGUGCGCUGUUAGUGCUCCAUUACUAGAAGCAGUCACUGUUCAGAGGAAAAUGAACAUGAAACUAAUUAACUUUAGACCAUGCU
Messenger RNA from Pseudo-nitzschia multistriata, 1182 nucleotides. Lineage: Eukaryota; Bacillariophyta; Bacillariophyceae; Bacillariales; Bacillariaceae. The record is from the annotation of a GenBank genome assembly.